Molecule: messenger RNA, 3237 nt
Organism: Closterium sp. NIES-65
Lineage: Eukaryota; Viridiplantae; Streptophyta; Zygnematophyceae; Desmidiales; Closteriaceae
Source: the annotation of a GenBank genome assembly
AUGCCGAAUGCCUUAGCGGAUGCGCCCCAUGAGUCUGUGGAAGCAGCGCAAGCAGGAGGUGUGAUCAUAACGAGGGGGAGCAAGGCGAUUGGGGCUCAGACCCGUGCUGGAGGGAAGGAAGGAGAGGCUUCGAGAGGGCGAGAGGCGGAAGUGACUGUAACGAGCGGAAGAGGCAGGCAUGCGGGGCUGUUUGGUCGGUUCCACUCGUUUCUAGCGUCGCCAGCGCCGGUCGUGUUCCAUCCUCAGGUCCCGUUUGUGUUCGGUCCCCGGGUCGUGCUAGCCGCUCUCAUCUCCCUCGUGGGAGCAGCACUCGCCAAUGCAGGGGGCGUUGGGGGAGGUGGCCUAUUCGUGCCCAUGUUUAAUCUGCUGCUGGGAUACGACGCCAAGACAUCCACCGCCCUUUCCAAAUCGAUGAUAAUGGGCGGCGCGUUGGCAAGUGUGUGCUUCAACGUGCAGCUGAAGCACCCCACGUUCCACCAGCCCUUGAUAGACUACGGCUUGGCGCGCCUCAUGCAGCCCACGCUGCUGCUGGGCAUCAGCGUCGGCGUCACCUGCAACGUGAUUUUUCCGCCCUGGCUGAUCACAGUCAUGCUCUUCCUGCUGCUGCUCUUGAUAACGUACAAGGCACUGGACAAGGGCGUGGCCAUGUGGAUGAAAGAGUCCCAUGCAGCAUGCAUCGCACCACACCGUGCUCACUCACUUACACACCCCAUUCUUCCGCCCUUCACCGCACUGAACCCCACCCAACCCCGUGCAGUGAUGACAUACAAGACGCUGGACAAGGGUGUGGCCAUGUGGAUGAAGGAGUCCCAGGUGGCACACCAGCAUUCUGCUGUGAGGGCAACCCCUCUCCCUUCCUUCAGCGAUUCCUCGCCCCCCCGCCCCAUCAUCCCGCUGCUGCUCCCAUCGGACCGAACCACCUCGCUGCCCUCCUCCUGCCUUUAUUUGAGGCGACCUCUCUUGCUCAUAUUCCUCUCUUCCCCCCUCCCCGCAUCCCUCCCCCCAGCACCCCCCCGCCCCAUCAUCCCGCGGCUGCUCCCAUCAGACCGAACCACCUCGCUGCCCUCCUCCUGGUCGGACGUGCUCCGCCUCUCCACUUCCCUGCACGCCCGAUCCCACGCCCACUCCGUGCGAGCGCUCUUUGACUGCGAGAGUGUGGGCGAGCCAGCAGAUUCCAGCCUCCACGGGGCUGUGGAGUACCAGGGCUUGGCUCGGCACGGCCUGGCUUGGGAAGGCCAGGCUCGGGACGGCUUGGCUCGGGAGGAGGGGGUGUUUGGGUUCGGGAGCGAGACGCACUAUGCCGGGCGUCCAGGAGUGGGAAUAUCACCGGACGACACUGACAGUGCUGGAGGGCUGAGUCCCCGGGGGGGUGCCGGAGGGAGUUACAGCCGCGGGAGUGGGAGUGCUGGUCGCAUGGUCGGUGGUGGGUUCGGUCUGUCUGCUGCUCUUGCUGCUGCUUCGGCUGUUGCUGCUGGGUUGGAGGAUAAUGAUGAUGAUGAUGGUUUUGGUGGUGGUUUUGGUGCUGGUGAUUCUGCUGCUGGUUCAGGGUUUUUCUCAGGUGGAAUCAACGGAGGGGUGCGUCUGGACGUGCCGGGGCAGGGGGUAGAGGAUGGGGAGUCAGGAGGGGUGGAGAGGGGAGGGGAGGAGGGACGGAAGGAGAAGAAGGAGAAGAAGGGGCAGAGGAGGGCUGGAACGAGGGAGGAAGUGCGAGGGGGAGAUGGUGAGAGGCCGCAGCAGGAAGUUUUUGAGUCGACUCAAAAAUCGCCUCAUCACACGGGAGGGGAGGAGGGACGGAAGGAGAAGAAGAAGGAGAAGAAGAGGGAGGAAGUGCGAGGGAGAGAGGGUGAGAGGCCGCAGCAGGAAGCUUCCUACCCGUCUGCUGUUUCUGCUCCUUCAGGGGUUGACUCAGCGUCUGAUUCAGAGUCUCAGGUCCAUUCCAAGGUUGCUGCUGCUUCUGGGGGGCUCACCACCCCGCUGCUGCAGCCAGAAGCAUCAGGAGCAGGGGCAGGAGGAGGAGGAGGAGGAGAAGCAGGAGGAGGAGGUGGAGGAGGAGGUAGAGGAGGAGGAGGGGGAGGAAGGGGAAGUACGUCGCAGGGGUCUGCAGUACGCACCAAGAGUCUGAUGGAGGAGCUUCACUUUGGAGCCCCGCUUGAGGCGUCGCUCUUCCAGCUGGUGGACUGGCGGUCAGUGAUGGAGCUCCUACUCGUGUGGCUGGUGGCGUCGCUCUUCCAGCUGGUGGACUGGCGGUCAGUGCUGGAGCUUCUUCUAGUCUGGGCGGCCUUCCUCGCCCUACAGCUAGCCAAGCAGCACACGCCCGACUGCAGCCGCCCCUACUGGCUGCUCAACGCAUCACUCUUCCAGCUGGUGGACUGGCGGUCAGUGAUGGAGCUCCUUCUAGUCUGGGCGGCCUUCCUCGCCCUACAGCUAGCCAAGCAGCACACGCCCGACUGCAGCCGCCCCUACUGGCUGCUCAACGCGCUCCAGAUCCCCGUUGCUCUGCUCGCCACCCUCGUGGGCGCGUUCCGCCUCUACAGGCAGAGCCACCCGUCUCCCAGGAGAAACUCCCGAGGCCGUGGUGGUGCUGCUGCUGCUGGUACUGCUGGUGGUGGUGCUGCUGCUGGUGUUGAAGCAUCGGAGCAGCAGCAGCAGCAGAGGGACGGUGGCAGCAGCAGCAGGGGAGAGUACCACACAGCGCACUGGGGCAUGCAGCAGCUGUGGGGGUAUCCGCUGUGUUCCUUCAUCGCUGGGGUGAUGGGCGGGCUGCUGGGCAUAGGAGGCGGCAUGGUCAUGGGCCCUGUGCUGCUCGAGCUCAACCUGCCUCCUCAGGUCACUGCCGCAACAUCCACCUUCAUGGUGGUGUUCUCCUCGUCGCUCUCCGUGCUCGAGUUCUACCUCCUCGGCCGCAUCCCCAUCGAGGUCACCGCCGCAACAACCACCUUCAUGGUGGUGUUCUCCUCGUCGCUCUCCGUGCUCGAGUUCUACCUCCUCGGCCGCAUCCCCAUCGAGGUUGCCCUCGUCUUUGCCGGAAUCGCAAUGGUUGCGGCCUUCUCUGGUCUUUCCAUUGUACGCGCUAUUGUCAUGCGCUACGGCAAGCCGUCGGUGAUUAUUUUCGCGCUCGGGUCGGUUAUCGGGCUGAGCGGGAUAGUUCUCGGUGCGUAUGGCGGCGUGAAUACGUACCAUGAUUGGAUGGCUGGCGCGAACAUGGGGUUCCGAGAUCUCUGCGCUAGAGAGUUUUGA